UUUAUAUAAUACCCACAGACUCCAUGUUAAACCCUUAAUCUUUCUUCUCUAGGGUUUUCUCAUCGUUGCUUCAAAUGGCGAUCGAUAUUGUUCCUCCGAAGAGACGCCGACUCACGGAUGAAUCGGAAUUUGACGUCAUCACCGGCGAAGAUGACGAACAACUCCAAAUCUUGCUAUGCUCGGAGGAAUUGACACCGGCAUACGACUAUAUGGAUGAAGAUAUUAAGCCCAUUCAGGCAUUCAUCUCUGAAGAGGUUGAUAGUAGAGACGUUGGGGUCACCGGAAUGACGAUCAUGGUUGCUGGGUCUUCUUACAUUCCGAAAUUGAACGCAGAAAAGCCAUUAGGUGAAGACGCAAGCUUUAUUUGUCUUAACAAACAGGUGAUCGGUGUUGCUGAUGGUGUUGGUGGGUGGGCGAAAAAGGGUAUCGAUUCAGGUGUGUAUUCAAGGGAAUUGAUGAAAAACGCUGAAUUGGCAAUUCAGAAGCAGAGUAGUAUUACUACUAUUGAUUUGAUGAAAGUUCUUAAUGAAGCUUUUUCGAAUACAAAGGCGAAGGGUUCUUCUACUGCUUGUAUUCUGUCUCUUUCCGAUGACACAUUGCACGCUGUUAACGUCGGAGAUAGUGGGUUUGUAGUAAUAAGAGAGGGGAUAAUUGUGUAUAAAUCGAAAGGUCAGCAAUCAAGGUUCAAUUGUCCUUUUCAAUUGGGGAAUGGGAGUACUUCUGAUGAUCCGAGUGUAGCUGAGAAAAUCAGUGUUCCAGUGAUAGCAGGGGAUGUGAUCGUGUUGGGAACAGAUGGAUUGUUUGAUAAUGUACAUGAUUUCGAGUUAGAAGCAAUUGUGAAUUCAGGGGUGGAGUCAUGGGAAUCAGAUGUGCCUGAGACAUUGGCAUGGAGGAUUGCGCAGUAUGCAUUAGACAAUGCCAAGAACACAGAGGUCUACACGCCUUUUACGAGAGAGUGUUUUAAAGAUGGUGUUGUACGUAAUGGUGGAAAGUAUGAUGAUAUUACUGUCAUUGUCGCGAAUAUUUGGCCUUUGUAGUGCUCUCUGGCUUUUGAUGUCUGAUCUAACUUACUUGAAGAGAAAUUAGAGUUAAAACAAUUUUUUUUCGUAAUAGUUGUAAAUAAUUGUUCUUCAUAGGUUUGAUAUUAGCUGAGGAACAAUCUUUAUAUGUAGUUUGAUUCGAUUUGUUUCUCCAUCUUCUUCUCUCGUCUUCAAUCUCUUCUGCUCUUUCAAGACAUGAACUUUGUAAUAUACGAUUAACAAGAUAACAGGAAAUUGUAUUC
This is a messenger RNA of Solanum stenotomum, 1282 nucleotides long. Its product is annotated as probable protein phosphatase 2C 80. Bases 75 to 1037 code for a protein of 320 amino acids. The record is from RefSeq and is a predicted model, not a curated record. The transcript has a single exon. Lineage: Eukaryota; Viridiplantae; Streptophyta; Magnoliopsida; Solanales; Solanaceae.